AUGAAAUGCUUUUGCAAAAAUAAACCAAAAAAAGACUUAAUUAUAUCAAUUAAAGACGAUAAUGUCAUCUUUUAGACUUGUAAUUAUUGAAUAUUUCAUGGAUAGGCAAUAACACAUAAAAUGUUAUCUGUAAAUUUCAAGGUUUUUAUGAUUUUAGUGAUAGUAGUGAUAAUGAUAAUUAAAUAAUUCGAUUAAUGUCUUAGAUAUCAAAUAAGGAUUUCGAUAAGAAUUCUUUCAAACAAAUCCUUGAGAUAAACACUAGUUGUUCAUAAGUAAAUAUGGUUCUCAACUUAGGAUUCAAAAUUGUAUAUUAAUAAUGAAACCAAUUUUCGACUUGUUAGUUCAACUCAGUCCACUUCUACAAGCAGUCCAACGUUAACUGAACCCAAAAAAAAGAAAAAGCAAAAGCCCUAAAACAAAAAAACUCAAUCAAAAUCUGAAGUUGAAAAAAAACCAUAAUAAAUUUCAGAUUCAAAAAAUUAGACAAAAUAAACUAAGGUUUGUUCUAUGGAGAAUGAAGAUAUACGAAUAUUUGAAGAAAGAAUAAAACAAUAUACAUCUGAAGUGGAUGAUUCACAAAAAAUAGUUUUAAAUCUCCCACUAGAAUGGAUAAAAAAAUUUGGGGUUCAAAAAAAAAAGAAAUGA
Paramecium octaurelia is the source of this 645-nucleotide messenger RNA. The record is from the annotation of a GenBank genome assembly. NCBI's taxonomy places the organism in Eukaryota, Ciliophora, Oligohymenophorea, Peniculida, Parameciidae.